Messenger RNA from Drosophila arizonae, 452 nucleotides. RefSeq names its product Ubiquinol-cytochrome c reductase 11 kDa subunit (gene UQCR-11). Gene Ontology annotation, biological process: mitochondrial electron transport, ubiquinol to cytochrome c. Gene Ontology annotation, cellular component: respiratory chain complex III. The record is from RefSeq and is a predicted model, not a curated record. NCBI's taxonomy places the organism in Eukaryota, Metazoa, Arthropoda, Insecta, Diptera, Drosophilidae.
AAAUAGUAUGGCAACGCCACUAAUAAAAUAUCCGUAUUGAUUGCAUCACAAGUCAAUCGACAAAAAGGUUUUAACUUAUUUUUCAUAAUUUAAUUCAUUGAUUUUUCAUCUAAAAUGGCCUUUUGGAAAUUUUUCGGACUUCCCGUUGUUCGGGCUGAUGAUGAUGAAGCGGAGCUGGUUGACCCGCAAGCCGAACUUAGAGAUAAGUGUCAGGCUAAGGGCCAUAUUGAAAGUCUAUACAACAAAUAUCAGGAAUGCAACGACCGUGUGAACAGUCGCUCAAAAACAACUGAAACAUGCAUGGAGGAGCUGUUCGACUACGUCGCUGAGUUGGAUCAUUGCGUUGCACACAGUCUUUUCUCAAAGCUCAAGUAGUUAAGCAAUAAGAUGAUCAUAUGUAUUAUUGUCUAAUAUACUGCGCUUGAGUAAAAUUGUUGAAGAUUCUAAGUAAU